This is a messenger RNA of Rotaria sp. Silwood1, 624 nucleotides long. Lineage: Eukaryota; Metazoa; Rotifera; Eurotatoria; Philodinida; Philodinidae. The record is from the annotation of a GenBank genome assembly.
AUGCUCAAUCGUCAACAGAUUGCCUUUUUUCUCGUCGCUCUUCUUGCAUGGACAUUUGAUGCUUUUGAUUUCUUCUCUGUUACUCUUACUGUCAUUGAAAUUUCAACUACAUAUAAUAAAUUACCAUCAGACAUUACUUGGGGAAUUACAGUGACAUUAAUGCUUCGUUCUAUAGGUGCCAUUAUUUUUGGAAUCGCCGGUGAUCGAUUCGGACGUAAAUGGCCAUUCAUCGUAAAUAUUGUUUUUUAUGCUAUAGUCGAAAUUUGCACAGGCUUCUGUAGUACAUACGCACAAUUUAUUGGUGUUCGUGCUCUUUUCGGAAUAGCUAUGGGCGGUAUCUAUGGUAAUUGUGCUGCUACAGCGCUUGAAGAUGCUCCGAUCGCUACACGUGGCCUUCUAUCAGGCUUGUUACAACAGGGCUAUGCACUUGGCUAUUUACUUGCCGCUGCCUUGAAUCUGGCAAUUACGAAUAAUCAAAAGUAUGGAUGGCGAGCCCUAUUUUGGUUUGGAGGUUGUCCUCCAUUGCUGAUUGCAAUUUGGCGUAUCUUCUUACCCGAGACACGAACAUUUCUCUCUGUCAAAGAGGCAUGCAAAACGAAUGCAGCUGCAGGUAAAUUUAGCUAG